AUGAAUCAAAACAUAUUCAAAAAUAUAGAUACGGAAAGAUUUUCUGGUAUGAUGUAGCAUUAGCAGAAGAAUAAUGUAAAUUGGGAUCGAAUGCCUACUUUCAAGUAAAACAAUAAAGUUCAAGAAUUUAUGUUUAAUAACUAAUUUCACUAGAUUGGAGAUUAGGUUCAAUUAAGCAAUCUUUUAAGAUUUCAGCCUUCUUAAUAAAAUACUCAACAAAAUACUCUUCCAAAAUUAAAAAAUAAUUUAUAUAAAGACAAUUAAAGUACUAUUCAGUUUCCAGAUUAAUUCUAACCUCAGAUGUAAAUGUUGACUCCUUAAAUGAGAAUGAAUUAUAAAUACAUACAGAAAAUACCAAGAUGUGAUGACGAUGAACAAUUGAUCCAAAAACAAAGUGCAAAAUUAUAAAACAAAAACAAAUAUGAUUUAUAAUCAUCUAUUGCUUUUGAAAUCAAUUCCCUUAGAACUAGUUGCAAAGUAUCAAAUUAUAAAUCAGAGUAUAUUCCUGCAAUGAUAAGUAUUAAAACAAAAGAAAAUUAAACAGAAAUGACUGAAAGAACUAUUGGAAUUGAUUUGAUCUGCUUAAUAGACAAAAGUAUGAGCAUGAGCGGAGACAAUAUAAAUAUGGUUAAAAAAAGCUUAUUACUACUACUUGAUUUUUUAGGCGAACAAGACCGACUACAAAUCAUUACUUUUAAUGAACAUGCAUAAAGACUAACUCCAUUAAAGUGUUUAACAGAGAAAAAUAAACAAUAUUUUCAAGCAGUUAUUUCAUAAAUCAGUGCAGAAGGAUUGACCAAAAUUUCAAGUGCUACUUAUAUAGCAUUUAAAUAAUUAAAGGAAAAGGUCUAUAGAAACAAUGUGACCUCUGUUUUUUUGCUAUCCGAUGGACAUGAUGGAGACGCCCUGUUUGAGAUAUCUGAUUAAAUUAGACAUGUUAAGGAAGUUUUUACAAUCUCAACAUUUGGGUUUGGUGAUGAUCAUGAUGCAUAAAUGAUGACAUCUAUAAGUAAUUUAAAGAAUGGAAAUUUUUAUUAUGUUAAGGAUAUCACAUUAUUAGAUGAAUUUUUUGCCCAUGCUUUAGGAGGAAUAGUUUCUGUGAUAGCAGAAUAAAUUUAAAUAAGUCUUUCUUUAACAUUAACAAAACCUCUGUAAGAUGUAUAGAUUUCAAAAACAUAUGGGAAUAUGUGGAAAAAGAGAGAACAUGCCUAUGAAAUAAAUAUACCUCAAUUAGCAUCAGGUACAAGAAAGGAUUUUGUAUUUGAAAUUUAGAUACCUUAUAUUUAUUCUAAAAUUUAAGAUCAAGAAAGAGUUGUAAAGGUACUUGAAGCCCGUUUAAAAUUGAAAGAUCCUUUAAGUGGAGAGAUUAUUCAAAAAUCUGCUGCCCUGAACUUAACUCUAUUUAAUGAGAAUGAGAAUGUAGGAGUUAUUGAGGAAAACAUAGACGUGUAUUCUCAAUAUAUGAGAGUAAAAGGAACAUAAGCAAUUGAUGAUGCAAAGAGAGCUUGUGAAUAAAAUAAUUUUGAAGAUGCCUAAAGAUUACUCGAUGAUAUGACGAUACAAAUAUCGAAAAAAAACAAUAAAGUUGUCUUAGAAUGUGCUGGAAUCAUAUAGGAUUUAAAUUAAGCAAAGGAAGCUACUAAAAGCAUAUCAUACAAUUCUUAUGGUUCCAAGUAGUUGUGUUAAAUAGUUGUUAAUAAUAAUACAUAAGGAGGUAUGAAUUCCGUAUUUUCGCUUGAUGGAUAACAGUAAUAAUAAUUGAAUCCUUCUUAAUAUUCAAAUUUAACUUAAUAAACAAUGCUAAAGAUGGUAUAAACUAAGAAAGCCAAAUAUUGA
Paramecium tetraurelia is the source of this 1836-nucleotide messenger RNA. RefSeq lists its product as uncharacterized. The transcript is spliced from 2 exons. NCBI's taxonomy places the organism in Eukaryota, Ciliophora, Oligohymenophorea, Peniculida, Parameciidae. The record is from RefSeq and is a predicted model, not a curated record.